GAGAGAGAGAGAGAGAGAGAGAGAGAGAGAGACGUACAGAGAGAGUGAGAGUGUGUGUAAAAGGCAGGAGGUAUGCCAGGGGAGCGCGAGGGCCAGGAGGGAGCGGAGCAGCUGAGUGAGAAACCAAAGAGAGAGGAGGAAGAGGAGGAGAAUGAUGAAGAUGAAGAUGUAGUGGAGGCUAUGCGCGCGUGUUACCAGGGCUUCGACCCGGCCGCCUACCUCCAGUUCAACUACACGCCACCGCGAGCAGACUUCCAACGCGCCGACAGCAUCGUGCCCUGGAAACUGGCCUGUCUGCACAGGGCCUUUACAGAGGGAGACGUGCGUGGGGAGGUGCUGGUGGACGUGGGUUCCGGUCCCACCCUGUACCAGGUGAUGAGCGGUUGUGAGGUGUUUGGCCGCGUGGUGCUGACUGACUACCUGGAGGCCAACAGGAGAGAGCUGCAGCGCUGGCUGAGGGACGGCAGCAGCAGCCUGGACUGGAGCCCCUACCUGGAGCACGUCUGCAGACUAGAGGGCCGCAGGCCGUCCGCGUCCAGUGAGAAGGCGUCUCGUCUGCGUGCGGUGGUGAGCGACGUGCUUCCUAUCGACGUGCACCGCGCGUGUCCCCUGGCUCCCGGCUCUCUCCCGCCGCAGGGGGCCGACUGUCUGGUGUCCUGCUUCUGCCUGGAGAGCGUGAGCCCAGACGUGGCGUCCCUGCGGCGCGCCCUGGGCCACCUGUCCUCCAUGCUGCGUCCAGGGGGACACCUGCUGCUCAUCGGGGCCCUGGGAGAGAGCUACUACCUGGGGGCGGCCGGCCUGCGCAUCCCCGUGGUGGCCCUGGACGAGGCACAGGUGUGUAGCAGCCUCAGCAGCGCCGGCUACCGGCUGCAGCAGCUCAGCGUCUACACGCUAACGGCCGACAUGAGCGUCGGCGUCGAUGAUGUCACCGGGGUCUUCUUCGCCAAAGCCAGGAAACCGUAGCCAUGGAAGUCAUAGUCAUAGGCCAUGGGACUGGUGCCAAUAAUACCAUAAGCCAGGAAAGAAGGCAAUAUUGAAGAGCAGAUCUCAUCACAUCACAUCAUGUCUUGUCAUGUCAUACAACACCGGAAUGAAUUUGUAAAGCCAGGAAACCGCAGCCAUGGCAACACUAAAGAGUAGCUCACGUCAUGGCACGUUACGUCACGAAACAUGUAAAUUAAAAAACAAAAAACAAUUCAUGAAUGUGUAAAAGGUCAUUCAGAUAACAUCAAAGAAUCAGAGACAGAGAAAGCUGGAAAUAUCGUACCCAUGGUAGUUAGCAGUGGCAAAGAAAUAGAAGACAUAGACGAAGAUGAUAAUUAACUAUGAUAUCUACCUUAGUAUAUAUCCUAAAUACAAUGUAAUGCUAGUGAAAUAUAGUUGCAUUUCCAUUUCUUGUGUAUGUUAUAUUACACAAAUAUAAUUAGUGUACUUACAGUAAGUGUAGCGCCUAGGCGCUAACCUAGGUUGUAGUAAUUUGUACACCCAGGCGCUAACCUAGGUUGUAGUAAUUUGUACGCCCAGGCGCUAACCUAGGUUGUAGUAAUUUGUAUGUUCUACCGUAAUAAGAGCCUCUGGUGUUUAUGACCUUGCAUCCAUUCAAACCAUUUGAUGAUGAAAUUCCACUUUUACACCACACGUCUGUGGUCAGCUUGACAUGUUCACUAUU
Molecule: messenger RNA, 1669 nt
Organism: Engraulis encrasicolus (European anchovy)
Lineage: Eukaryota; Metazoa; Chordata; Actinopteri; Clupeiformes; Engraulidae
Product: phenylethanolamine N-methyltransferase-like
Exons: 5
Coding region: 73-963 (296 amino acids)
Cellular component (GO): cytosol
Molecular function (GO): phenylethanolamine N-methyltransferase activity
Source: RefSeq, a predicted model, not a curated record